CUUGCCUAUAAAAGGGAAUCGUAGCCUUCUUCAAAGCUGAAAAUAUGUUUAAAAUAGUUUUAAUAAAUAGUUCUAAAAAAAGAAAAGAAGAAGAAGAAAGCAAGCAAGGAAGAAGAUGGGUCUUCCAUACACUAUGGCUCUUUGGUUUCAGCUUCUACUUUUGAUGUGUGGCAGUGGGAUACAUGGUGUGAAGGAUUUGAGGGAAAAACAAGGGGAUGCUCAACUUGUUAGAAAGGUGGAGGAUAAAUAUUCUCUUGUUUCUAAUAUAGGACAUCCUGCAGCUGAGGAGUCAUCUUCUCAAGUUGGUAAGCAGCUGGAGGAUAUAUAUUCUAGUGUUUCUGUGUUGGUGGACAAAAGUACUAAGUUGUCUUCUGAUCAACUUGCUAAAGAGGUGGAGGAUAAAUAUUCCAGAAUUGCUGCCUGGAAACCUUUUGUUGGCAAAACUCCCCAAUCAUCUUCUCAACUUGCUAAGGAGCUGGAGGAUAAAUAUUCUAGAAUUGCUGCCUGGAAACCUUUUGUUGACAAAACUCCCCAAUCAUCUUCUCAACUUGCUAAGGAGCUGGAGGAUACAUAUUCUGCUCUAUCUGGUUAAAAUAUUCCUUCUCAACCCUCCUCUUCUCCAUAUGUUAAUUAGUUCCUUCAUAAAUAUUCUACUAUUAUUGGAAUGUAAUUCCACUUAAUGUGUGAAUUUGUAUGGUAUCUUUUUUACUUUCUUUCAACUUUGCAUCUAUUUAGUAAAUAUUAAUAAGGUUAAAUUUUGUUAUUA
Messenger RNA from Gossypium raimondii (Peruvian cotton), 766 nucleotides. RefSeq lists its product as uncharacterized. The transcript has 2 exons. Lineage: Eukaryota; Viridiplantae; Streptophyta; Magnoliopsida; Malvales; Malvaceae. The record is from RefSeq and is a predicted model, not a curated record. Bases 116 to 592 code for a protein of 158 amino acids.